GAGAGAAGAAGGAGGAAUUUGUACCGACUCAUAAGCAAGACUGCUCAUAAGACUUUGGCAGCUGAGAAUGAUAAGGUCGUGCAGUACAAUCCGAAAAUGAAUAUUAAUAGUGACGAGGCAAACAGCAUUGAAGCAGCGUAUUAACACUGUCAUACACGAAUAAUAAAACUGCAAAAACAAUUAGUUGCUGAAGGAUCUCGGGCUAAUCUUCUUCAUGUUGUGAUUACAUUAAUUUAACAAAUUUAAGUCUCUAUGCAGGCGCUUUAAGAGCUUUUAAUAUUUUGGUGUGUAUGUGCGUGUGUCUCAGUGUGUGAGAUAUCCUGAGAUAGAAUGACAAUAAGAGCAGAUAUUUUGGUGUUCGCUCUCCUCGUGGUCAGAUAUUGCCAUGGAGCUGCUACCGAUAUUGAGCUCGAUGCUAAAGCUCAGUAUCUCCAUAGACUCGACAGCCUUAAUCUUCUACUCUACACAUUUUUACUAACUGUAACUGUGCUCACCGUUUGGACAUUUAAGCAUAGACGACUAAGGUUCCUUCAUGAAACUGGCCUUGCUGUUAUUUAUGGACUCAUCAUAGGGGCGAUAAUUCGAUAUGGAUUCACAACAAGUAGUACGAUCCAACGGCUGCCGGUUGUGCCUGCAGCCCCGUACAAUCAGUCCAUACCUCCGGAUAUAUUGUGGUUUCAAGUCCAUGAAAAUAUAAGCGGAAGUCUUGUUAAAAAUAAAACUUUUGCAUACGCAUUUCGAGGGGAAAUUAUGAAGCAAGACAGCGAAAUUGAUAAAAAGGCUACGUUCGAUCCAGAAAUAUUUUUCAACAUUAUCUUGCCUCCUAUAAUUUUUCACGCCGGAUAUAGUUUGAAGAGGAAAUAUUUCUUCCGAAAUCUCGGGGCAAUAUUGAUGUACGCACUGGUUGGUACGACAGUUUCGUCUUUCGUGAUCGGAACGUUGAUGUAUGCGUUCAUGCAACUGAUUCCGAAUCUUUCAACGUCCUUCACCUUCCUCGAUACUCUUUACUUCGGGGCGUUGAUAUCGCCAACGGAUCCUCUGACGAUCAUAUCGAUUUUUAACGAUUUGCACGUAGACGUUAAUCUAUACGCUUUGGUGUUUGGAGAGAGUGUGCUGAACGAUGCCGUAGCCAUUGUACUUAGCGGAGCCAUACAGAACUAUGGCGAGCGAUACGUUACGGCGGGCUCGAGCAAAUUCGAGCCAGUGGCCUUCUUUCAGGCCCUCGGUGACUUCGUCGGCAUAUUUAGCCUCUCGCUCGUCAUCGGGGCCACUCUCACCAAAUUCACGAGGGUGAGGGAUUUUCCGCUGCUGGAGUCGGCGCUCUUUGUUCUCAUGUCUUACAGCACCUUUCUUAUCGCGGAAGCUUCCGAUCUCACUGGCGUUGUUGCUGUUCUGUUUUGUGGGAUUUGUCAAGCUCAUUAUACGUACAAUAAUUUGAGUUCCGACUCUCGUCAAAGGACGAAGCAACUUUUCGAAUUGCUCAACUUCCUGGCCGAGAACUUUAUUUUUAGCUAUAUUGGUGUCUCGAUGUUUACGUUUCCUAAACACCAUUUCGAUUUUGGAUUUAUAUUUUCAGGAUUCUUCUGUGCCCUCGUUGGUAGAGCUGCCAACGUUUAUCCACUCUCGUUCCUUUUAAAUCUCGGCCGCAAGCCGAAGAUAUCGCUUAACUUCCAGCACAUGCUGUUUUGCGCGGGUUUGCGCGGUGCGAUGAGCUUCGCCCUGGCAAUCAGGAAUACCGUGUCCGAGGCUAGGCAGGCCAUGCUGACGACCACGAGCCUCAUUGUCAUAUUAACAGUCAUAUUCCAGGGCGGCGCCGCCUCGCAGUUCCUUAGUUGGUUCAACAUACCCGUUGGUGUAGACGAAGAAGUUGAAGUUUUAUCACAUAAUGGAAUUCGGAGUUCUGGUGGCGAAGGUGGCUUUGGCGAACUGGAAAUGCAUCGGGAGAGAAGCUCUCCGUAUAAUUCUAUGCAGGACGGCUCGCUAUCUAGUAUAACUGGUGCCAAGCCCAACGAGAAAGCCCUCCUUGCACGCAUCUGGGGCAACUUUGACACCCGCUACAUGAAACCCCUCCUCACGCACUCGAGGCCCACUCUCCUGGAGACGCUACCCGUAUGCUGCAGCCCUAUCGCAAGGCUCCUUACGACCACCCAGCAAAUGACCCAGGAUGACAUGGGUCAUAAGAUUGAUUCAGAUUCCGACUUGUGCCUGGACGAUCAAGAGCUUGAGAGGCGAAGAACGAGUAGUCAACCGAACAAAAGAAAUGAUGAGGAUGACGAAGACCUGAGAAUCAUGGGAGCCGAGGGAUAUAUUCCAUUGCGGACCUUAUAAAUCCUAUACUAUAUUUUUUACGAAAGAAAAGCUUUUACGCGCAUAUCAAGAAUUAAUUAUCUUGAUAAUAGUUCAAUAUUUAUAAUAAUAUUAACAGGCAGGUAAAAUGGAAAAGAGUGAAAA
Molecule: messenger RNA, 2451 nt
Organism: Ceratosolen solmsi marchali
Lineage: Eukaryota; Metazoa; Arthropoda; Insecta; Hymenoptera; Agaonidae
Gene: Nhe3
Product: Na[+]/H[+] hydrogen exchanger 3
Biological process (GO): proton transmembrane transport; regulation of intracellular pH; sodium ion import across plasma membrane
Cellular component (GO): recycling endosome; plasma membrane
Molecular function (GO): sodium:proton antiporter activity; potassium:proton antiporter activity
Source: RefSeq, a predicted model, not a curated record